Messenger RNA from Beta vulgaris subsp. vulgaris (sugar beet), 1685 nucleotides. RefSeq lists its product as hypothetical. NCBI's taxonomy places the organism in Eukaryota, Viridiplantae, Streptophyta, Magnoliopsida, Caryophyllales, Amaranthaceae. Gene Ontology annotation, biological process: regulation of salicylic acid biosynthetic process. Bases 111 to 1439 code for a protein of 442 amino acids. The transcript is spliced from 7 exons. The record is from RefSeq and is a predicted model, not a curated record. Gene Ontology annotation, molecular function: calmodulin binding; DNA-binding transcription factor activity; sequence-specific DNA binding. Gene Ontology annotation, cellular component: nucleus.
AAGAUUUUAUGAUAACCCUUAUUAUUCAUACACCAACCAUCCACAUAUCUAUCUAUCUAAUAAAGCUUUUCUCUCCAAACCCUACCUUUAAAUUUUAAAGUUUAGGUAAAAUGGCCACUAAGCGGCUUGCUUCUGAGUUCGAAAACGACGUUCCUCCAAAGGAAAAAAGGAUGAAACGCAUGUCUUCUGUGAUCGGGGAAGUGAUGAGGGUGAAGUCUGUUGAAUGCUUCUUCAAUUCCAUUGAACCUCUGCUUAGACGUGUGGUUAAUGAAGAAGUGGAACGUGGAAUCCAAAAAACCAUGCGCAGCAUUACCAGAAUCUCCUCAUUCAGAUUGCAAGCUCCAGAACCACCUUGUUUGAAGUUAAUGUUUGCAAAUAAACAUUUGCCACAAACAAUAUUUACAUGUAACAAGAUAUUAGACAAUAAUAAAGAACCACUAAAACUUAUACUUGUAGAAAAAAUAGGCGACCAGAUAAAUUACAAAAUUUUACCUCGCCCUAUUAAGGUGGAAAUUGUAGUAAUUUCUGGUGAUUUUCCGUCCACGGACCGCGAUGCGUGGUCCGUGGACGAGUUUAAUAGUAAGAUCAUAAAAGAAAGAUUAGGAAGACGACCACUCAUCACCAAAGAUGUGAGCUACACUAUUAGGAAUGAGAAUUCUGUAACUCUAGGUGAAUUAGAGUUUACAGACAACUCUAGCUGGAUUCGUAGUAGGAAAUUCAGACUUGGUGCAAGAGUUAUUUCUGAGACAUCUCAUGGUUCAAGAAUACUUGAAGCGUUGACUGAGGCCUUCAUUGUCAAAGAUCAGCGUGGCGAAGUAUACAAGAAGCACUAUCCACCAGCGCUUGAUGAUGAGGUAUGGCGUCUAGAGAAGAUUGGUAAAGAUGGCAAAUUACACAAAAGACUAGAACAAGCUGGCAUAAAAACUGUUCAAGAUUUUUUGAAAUUAUCCGUUGUGCACCCAACUAAACUCAAGAAGAUACUAGGUGGGAAGUCAUCAGGAAUGUCGGAUAGAAUAUGGGAUACGAUAUUGAAGCAUGCUAGAUCAUGCAACAUUGGCAACAAACUAUACUUAAGUCGUGUAUCCAAUUGUACCAUCAUUUUGGACGCUAUUUGUAACAUUGAUAGCAUCAAUAUUGAUGGCCAAACAUACUCAACUCCAUAUAUCGAAGACUCUCACAAGAACGAGAUUGAUGAGUUGGUCAAGAACGCGUAUGAAAAUUGGGAUUCCUUGCAAGAGGUAGACAAACCACGCGAUGAGUCUUUGCAACAAUUUCAAGGGAAUAAUAAUGAGGCAGAGCGCGGCAAUCCUCAGCAGUGUGCUAUCCCAUAUGACAUCGGAGUUGGUGGACAAAUUGAAGAUGUUGGUGUUGAUAUAAUCAACAGUAAUCUACCAAUAGAAUUUGGUGUUUGGGACGAAUCCCCCCAAAUGUUGCUCUAAAAGAUGGUAAAUUAGAAGCACUAUAGUUGAUGACUUUUGGUGUGCCCUGGCCCAAUUCUGGCAGCAAAUGCUGGCUUGAUCACGAGACUUAGAAGUACGCGCUCUUUGGAGGGAAGUCCGGCCCCAUCCGUAAUCAGCUUUAAGAUAGAGCUACAUGUAAAUACUUCAUAUGAUUUUAUUACGGUAUACUAGUUUGUACUUUGCAGUUUGCAUCAAACCUGUCUAUACACUAAAUUUCCUCUUCAA